Babesia bovis T2Bo is the source of this 1946-nucleotide messenger RNA. Its product is annotated as 50S ribosome-binding GTPase family protein. Lineage: Eukaryota; Apicomplexa; Aconoidasida; Piroplasmida; Babesiidae. The transcript has a single exon. Gene Ontology annotation, molecular function: GTPase activity; GTP binding. The coding region runs from base 17 to 1906 and encodes 629 amino acids. Gene Ontology annotation, cellular component: mitochondrion. The record is from RefSeq and is a predicted model, not a curated record.
CAUCCUCAUACACCGGAUGAGUAGGAUAUUUGCUUUGUUUUACACAAUCCACUUUCUUUUGGUGUUGAGCAGCAGUUUCGUGUUGGACAGUAGGAAAUCGUGCGGGUUUUUAGGCAGUCACAUUCACCGUCAUCAUUUGUAUGACAACCUGGAAACUGUUGGUUCACGUGACCAGCUGGGUACCACUGAAAAUCCCCCGGAUGAUUAUUAUGGGCUAAAUAGCUCGGAUGAUCACUAUGGCGGAGCAAAUAGCGUUGAUUCGGUUGGUGGUACAGCUGAACUUUCGGGAUCUGAUAGCGCUGCCACAUCAAACAAGGAUGCGGGUAGCAUUAUGAUCCCUUACUCUGUGAACUAUCCAGUCCAUCAUGAGGAGCUUCGUGGUGUUGUUGCUGACGAACGCCAUGAAAAGGCUAAAGAGAAAUUGGAGCAUUUAGGUUUCUUUUCACCUCUUGCCAGCGAAACUGCACAUUUGAACACUAGGCAGCGUGACAUAUCGGGACCUUCCGACAGUCACUCUUUGACGAUGUCAACUUUGGAGCCUGAGAGCCGCAUAUGGGAGUGUAUGAAGUCAUCUUCAUUGUUACAGCAAAUUGGUACUAAGCAGGCAUCGGUUCAGGAAUUGACAUUACAAUCUCCUAGCAGGAUGGAUUACGAGAGCAUACGUGACCAGUGGGUUAUAGGCAGGGCUCGCAUUCAUUGGUUUCCACGUUACUUUGGUAAGAGUCUGGGUGAGCUCUCUGAGUACAUCAAGAUGUGUGAUGUUAUUCUUGACGUUCGCGAUGCGAGGAUCCCUUAUGUUGCGGAUUCCGACUUUCUAUUGAAUGUCUAUAACAACAUGUUUACUCACAAGCCUAAGAUAAUCGUUUUUACUCAUGCUGAUUUAAGUUCUAUCAAUGGAUCUGACGAAUGGGCCACUUAUUACCGCAUUAAGAACUUUUGGGAAGCCCAGGCGUUCAAUAGGAACAUUCCUGAUCCUAACAAGAAGCCGGUGACCCCUGUGAUAUUUGUCAAUGCUCGUGACGGAAUUUCGUGUAUAGUUCGCUUAAAGAAGUUGAUAUACAAGUUAUGCCACCGUGCAAAUCAAAAACGCUUGCGUCGUGGUUUAGCUGCACGCCCACUGCGUGCAAUUGCUUUGGGCAUGCCCAAUGUUGGCAAGAGUGCGCUUAUUAACCGUCUUCUUGGUCGUCACAAAGCUCGUAGUUUCAAUGCAGCGGGUGUAACUCGUGACAUACGACUCGUCCGUCUACACCCUGAUGAGUACAGGGAGGCAGCCCACAAGAUUAUAGAUGUGAUAGACACUCCUGGAGUGCUGCCUGCUAAUUUGUAUAACAUGGCCUUUGGGCCAGUUGGUAACAAGGCCAGUCGUAAGCGGAAUAGGUUACUGGGCAGUAUAUAUUUUAAGCUACCGCGCACGAGUGUUCAGGGUGGCCACAGCAAAAGCGGUAUUGAUGCGAUCCAUACAGGUUUAGAGCGCAAUGUAUGGCUCAUAGCUGCUGCUAACCAAAUAGUUGAGGGUGCUUAUGACAACGACCAGGCAGCGGAAAACUUGCUUGAGCAGGCUUUGCAUGUAUAUAGGUCCAAGCGAUCGUAUGUAGAUUUACCGCGUAUAUUGAAGCGUAUUGGCAUUGACUAUACCCCUAGCAUACUGGAGAUGCAUCCAGAGGAUUUUAGCCACGAGUGCCUGCAGGUUGCUAGUUAUAAACAUCACGGUGGUGACCUCAAUGCUGCAGCCAGCCGUAUAUUGUCUGACUUUAGGCGUGGUUACUAUGGUCGCAUAACUUUGCAACUACCCCCUGAUACUGUGUCUAACCGUUAUUCAGUACCAUUCAACGGUAUCGAGGAACCCAAACCAAGUUCUACUCACGCCAAUCGUGAAUACUCCCAAGGUUUAUACGAGGGAUGGUAACGCCGUGCGGUGGUCAUACGUGACUACAGCCCUGUGAACG